CCCAUAGGCUCCUAAGCACCUGAAUCACUUGGAAAUGGGACUUGGAUUCCUAAACCACUUAGGCACUUUUGAACCUUUUCCCCAUAUGCUACAACCUUUGCUGAUGUGAGCAGUGUUUACUCAGGUGAGUAGUCUCAUUGACUCCAUGAUUGAGGCUUGCAGGAUCAAUCCUUUGAUUUGUAGGAAAGAAGUGUUUUUAAAAGGACUCUAUCAGAGUAAAUAUCAAAAGCUAAAAAUUAUAACCAUACUAGCCUGUGUUACUAAUAAUCCCUUGGCUUAUUGUGCUAUAAAUAGUCUUUUUCCCCCUAACACAAAAACAAGGAAACAGUAACUGGAAAUAUAAGUCUUUAUUGUGUGUUUAUAAAAAUCAGUUGCAUUCAGUACCGUCUACCCCUUUAUCUCUGCUAUGAUUCAUCCUUGCUUGUUUUUUCCAUUUCAUCAAGUUAUAGGACUUAUGAAUAACAAACCUUUUGAAAAUGGAAAAAUAAUCUAAUUGAUUUUUUUUCACCACAGGGCAGCUGAGAAGCUUAAUUUAUUAAAAGUGAAGUUCAUUAAGCAAUAUAAAUACUUACUGAGAGAAUUAAUUAAUGUUUUUGAAGCACUGUGAGAGCCUUAAAAGUAUCCUCCAGGCAUGAGGCAGCAGGUGUUCCUCUUCUUCAGCAGAGUCCUGGGACAGGUGCAGCAUCCACUAUUGCACUAUCUGAAUGUGCACAGACCUGUUCAGAAGCUCCUUCAGUUCGGCAGCAAUGCGCUAGGCUCUGCGACUGAGAAGGAAGAGGUACAGUUUGCUGCUGUUCUGUGUGCAAAGAUCAAGCAAGAUCCUGCUCUGCUCACGUACAUCCUGGAGGGAAAGAAUCUUCUAACUGCGAGCCCACAGGGAGAUGCUGGCAGCAGCCAGAGAGAGAGCUUGGCUACCAACGGAGCCCUGACUGCAUCUCCUGAGCAGGACAGAGAGCGUUCCAUGGGUGACGCCCCCUGUGCUAGCCUGGCUGGAAAACCAAAGAAUUCUGUCUCCAGCUCCUCCCCUCUGAGAAAGGAAAACAAUCUGAUCACUUCCUUAAUCAACUUGUGCAAGAGCCAGAAGAGCAGGGUUGCACUAAAAGCUCAGGAAAACCUGCUGCUUCUCAUAAGUGUCGCUCAGCAGGCAGCUGCCACGUACCUGGUACAGAACAGCGCCCUUUGCUGUCUGGUGACUGAUCACCUGUGUGACCUGUACAAUGCCGUCCCUACUUCAGCCGAUCCUGCAGAUAUCCUCUCCCUAGAGAGAGUCAGCUGGAGGUUGCAGAAUAACUCUGCCGAUGAGGCCUCCUUCCCAGGAAAGGGGAGCCUGGAUGCUUUCUUUAGCUGGUUAGAUUACUGUGAUCACCUCGUGAGAGAGUCCCACCCGGUAGUUGCAGAUGCCGUAACGGAGACCAUUGGUGAAAAUCUCUUCCAGGGAAUUCUGCAGCCACAGCUCUUGCAGAUGUCUGAACUUGGCAUCCUCACCUCUACGGCAAUGCUGACGGCCAUGGUGAGGCAGAUCAGCGCUCCUGCCCUGCUCCGGGAACUGGUGACAUUCCUGCUGGGCACAGAGAGGCAGCCAGAAGCUAUCACUAACUCUCCACAGCAGCAUCUCCUGCGCUCUCAGCUGAUAGAGCACUGCAACCACCUGUCUGAUGAGAUCAGCCUUGCUACCCUGAGGCUAUUUGAGGAGCUGCUCCGGAAACCCCAUGAGCACAUUGUAUACAGCCUAGUGCUGAGAAACCUGGAGGAGCGGAGCUACAUCCUGCGCAGCCAGCCGGGGCAGGAGGAGCGGAGCACCCAUGAGCAGGAGCAUUACGAGGACACACUGGAGCUGGAGGAAGAUCCCUAUUUCACUGAUGAAUUUCCAGAUACAGGCUUCCGGACAUGUAAAAAGCCAAUGCCAUCUUCCCCCCGGGGGCCUGCCAGGCCUAGUGAGAAGACAGAUGUGAAUGAGAUUGUUCUCAGCUUCCUGGGCCUGGUUCCUGAUGAGGCAAAGACCUCCUCCUCUCUGGAGGAGGCAGGAUAUGAUACCUAUGUGCAUGAUGCCUUAAGGCUGUUUCAGGAAUGCUCUGCUAACAUAUCCUCAUGGAAUUGGCCCCAGGAACCAAAACCUCUGGAGCCCUGUGACCCACAAGCAGCAUUUUAUGAGGGCCACUUCCUGAAGGUGCUGUUUGACCGUAUGACACGGAUCCUGGAUCAGCCCUAUGGACUGAACCUACAAAUGACAUCAGUGUUGUCCCACCUAGCCCUCUUCCCGCACCCGCAUCUCCACGAAUACCUCCUGGACCCCUACCUGAACCUGGCUCCUGGCUGCAGGACACUCUUCUCUGUACUCAUCAGGGUGAUUGGAGAUCUGAUGCAGAGAAUCCAGCGGGUGUCUCAGUUCCCAGCCAAGCUGCUGCUGGUCCGGAGACAGUUAAUGGGGCUGGUCCCUGAAGAACAGAUCGAUCACAUGACCCUCUUCCAGGGAGUAGUGGUGCUGGAGGAGUUUUGUAAGGAACUGGCAGCCAUCGCCUUUGUGAAGUUCACCCCAGAGGGCCCUGCAUGAGCCCAGCCUCCGGCUCUCCUCAACUGCUUCUUGGAGAGAAGAUCUGAGUGCAGUGCCAGCACGCACUGCUGGAAUGGGGAGAUUAGUGCUCUGUGGCUCGGGGGAAGGCAGCACCACUCCUCACUCAGCCAUCCACCUUAGCUGAGACCUUCCUGUAUCACUGGCCUCCAGAGAAUGUCUGGCUCUGAUACCCACCUGCCUGAUAGCCAGACUCCCCCCCCCAUCAACCAGCCCCUCUCCACAGAGCAGCAGGGAACCAGAACUCUGCAGCAUCACAACAGAGGGCAACUCCUCCAGGCAGUCUCAACAUCUUACUCAGGUUUGUUGCUUCCCUUUCUGGGGGAAGGGGACUCUGCUUCCUACCUUACAGAACUAAUGGUUUGCUCAGUGUUCAACUCCCAAAGCUGGCCGGGAAAGCACUAGCUGCCACAGCCCCCAACGUUCAGAAAGCAAGACUAGAUGCAUUGAGAGCCCUCCACCAUUUCUAUCUGCUGCCUCUUAGGAUCAGAGUGGGUAGGAGCAUUUGCAGAAAAUCAUCACCCACAAUCCAUUCUGCAAGAUUUUUAUAGCUCCUCUUCCAAGUGCCUAUGGCUGGGGGAGGGAAAGGAAUGGAUACACGAGCAGGGCAGUGUCUAAAGCCCUGUGGAAUAGAGAUCUGCAUUGCACUCUUGCUACAUAGGGCCCGUGGGAGUGCACUGUUCUGGUGUCCUGGCAGUGAGCCCAGAAUAGACGUCUAGGUAACUGUAGGUGAAGGUAGGAUACAGCACAUUGCAAAAGUGGGUGCUAAAUCAAAAUCAGCCUCCUCUGUGUAACGAACACAGGGACAGACAAGGGAGCCAGCCCCAGUUGGGUGGCCAUAAGACACUCUUCUGGCCUUUAAUCAAAGUGCAGCAUCUCCAGCUGGUGCUUUGCUGCACCUGGCCCAGCAGGGUCUAUUAAAAACACCCUGAAUAUAAAAUAUUAAUCUAGAAGCCUGCAGUCAGACUCCAGCCAUGGCACUUAUGAUGCCUUACUGGGUGGGCAGCCAGCCUCACUCCUAGUGCUUCACUGCCCCAAACCUUCCCUCUUCCCCUGCAAUCCAAAAGGGAAGGAGUAGGGAUGGUGGGUGGCCUUGAGGUAAGUCAUGUUCCCCUCUCUCCCCUCCCCCGCCCCCAAGCUUUAAGAGAGGCAUAAAGAAGUGACUGGACCUACCUCCCAGACAGAUCCUGAGGCUUACUCCAUUGGUUUUGACGUGUUUGGGGUUCCUGAGCAAAGCAGGGCAGGCAUGAGUGAUGUGGCUGUGUGACAGACGAGUCCCACUGGGCCCCAUGCGCUGCUGUCAGGGGGCUUUCUGUUAAACAAGCUUUCAUUUAGUCCAACGCUCUUGCUCGCUAGCGAUGGGGGCCCUGGGGCAAGGAGGAACAGAAGGUACACGGAGUCCUUUACUGGAGGAAGGGUUCAUUCUGACUUUGAACUGGCUCCAGUUGCUUUCCAUAUGGUACGAAUAGAGCCACCGUGGCUCUGCCAGGCAGCAGAGACAUGUAAGGUUGCUCCUUGUCCUCAGCAAACCUUUAGAGGCAGCGCUGCGUUCCAUCACGCUCGCAGUGCCUCGGCUCUGGCUGAUCAGAAAAUGGGACAGCAGCCCUCAGGCAGGUGCAGCUCUACCCUGUCUUCCUGGAGGUGGGAAGGCGUUUUGCUUUAGUUUAGCUAGACAGAGUGAAGCAAAGCCUUGCAGAGCACCCUCCCAAGCAACCUGCCCCAUUGUGAAAGGAAACUCAGAGCUACCUCGAGAGAGCAGGAUGCUUCCCUCACAUAUCCUGGAGAACAGCCCCUUGAGAAGCCAGAAGGGCUGGAGACCAGCAUCAGCUGAGUUCUCACUCUUCCGCAUUGUUUCCCUAUAAUGGGCCAGAUUCUUACCUGAUGUCCGGCUUCAUAGUAUCAUUGAAUUUAGUGACCUACACCAGCUGAGGAUCUCACCCACUGCUUUCUUGGGUAGCAAGGAUGAAUUUGUAAAGUGCUCUGGGAAUGAAGUUAGCAAUAGUCUUUAUACCAGCAAUACUACCCCAUUCAACAGGGCUGUGUGUCUAUUGAUAGAUAUUCACACACCCUGCAGAAUGCCAGCAUCUCACUCUCUUCCCAAUGUGCACUUUAGAAUGUAACAAACACUUCAUCACAAUGCAGCGAAAGGUCUCUAGUAACAAGAGUAGAUACAAAUUACUGUAUUUGGGUAGUGCCUAGCACAAUGGGGCCCCAAUCUUGGUUGAUCUGUAGGCGCUACCAUAACACCACCAUCAGGGCAGCUUGUAAGCCUGACAAAUCUCAGCACAACUGGGUUCUUGACAUUGGUAUUAAGUGCAGGGUGGAUGCUUAGGGGCACCAUUGGCUUGGUAAUGCACUAUUUAAUGUUACAUUAAGUGAUUCUUUAUAGCAUAUUUAGCUAUACUGCAUUAUCUACAGAGGGGCUUUUGUUCUUGUGUUGCCUCUUAUCAACCAUGCACAAAGGUGUGUACACCUGGUUGCUUGGUAAAUCUGGGUGUUGGUGUUGUGUUUAUGGCAACUGCAUGUGGUAAGUGGGUACAAUGAACUAGCAAAUGUUACAGCACCACCUCUUUUCAGAACUAUGCACUUUUAAAUGUAUGGCGUGUAACUAAACCAGCUGUAAAAUUUGUGCAGUUUAAGUCUGUACAUAUGUACCAGGUACAAGUAACUUAACUCUUCCUGUGGCAAUAAAGUGAUGUCUUGAUAAAUUGGAA
Molecule: messenger RNA, 5283 nt
Organism: Mauremys mutica (yellowpond turtle)
Lineage: Eukaryota; Metazoa; Chordata; Testudines; Geoemydidae
Gene: FHIP2B
Product: FHF complex subunit HOOK interacting protein 2B
Exons: 15
Coding region: 632-2551 (639 amino acids)
Source: RefSeq, a predicted model, not a curated record